CUGACUCUGAAGUCUGAACCCUAAUAAACUCUGCGAAUCGGACACAAAGUGGAAACAGUGAAGACACUCAAAUCUCCCAUCACUUCUCACUUCGAUUGAUCGUUCGUCAAUGGCCUUACUCUGAUCCGUCCGAGAAGGUUGAACCGAAUCGGAUUUCGAUAAUGGGAAGUCCCCUGAGAUCAGGUUACGGAGUUCUUUUCGUUCUUGUCGUCUUCCUAAGUCUUUCUGGCGAUUUGAUCUCCGUGGAAAGUGGUCAACCCAAGAAUGUCCAAGUGGCUCUUCGGGCCAAGUGGUCUGGUACCUCACUGCUUUUAGAAGCUGGCGAAUUGCUAUCCAAAGAGUGGAAAAACCUUUUCUGGGAGUUCAUUGAGAUCUGGCAGCACAAUGAGGAUGCUGAUUCAUAUACAGCGAAAGACUGUUUGAAGAAAAUCAUUAAAUGUGGACAAUAUUUAUUGAGAGAAUCCGUGUCAUCACUUUUUGAGUUCUCUCUGAUUCUACGAUCAGCAUCACCAAGAUUAGUGUUGUACAGGCAAUUAGCUGUGGAAUCUCUUUCUUCUUUUCCCAUUUCUGAUGAUAUUGACUAUACCUCUGUCGAUGGCGGAAUUUUCAAAGUAAAUGACAACACUGGAAGCAAGAACAUUGACCCAUUGCUGAUGGGCAUGAACCCAACUCCUCCUGGGGGAAAGUGUUGUUGGGUGGAUACUGGUGGGGCACUGUUUUUCAAUGUUGCAGAGUUGUUAAUGUGGCUGCAUAGCCCAUCCGAAUUGGAUUCAUUUCAGCAGCCAGAACUUUAUGAAUUUGAUCAUGUGCAUUUCGAUUCAAGUAUUGGAAGUCCAGCUGUAAUUUUAUAUGGAGCUCUUGGUACUGAUUGCUUCAGAGACUUUCAUGUCACAUUAGUUGAAGCAGCUAAAAAGGGAAAAGUUAAGUAUGUUGUUAGACCUGUAUUGCCUUCUGGCUGUGAAACAAAAAGUGGCCAUUGUGCAGCUGUUGGUGCCAGUGAUACUUUAAAUUUGGGUGGUUAUGGUGUAGAACUUGCUCUAAAGAACAUGGAAUACAAGGCUAUGGAUGACAGUGCAAUAAAAAAAGGUGUAACUCUUGAAGAUCCUCAUACUGAAGAUCUCAGCCAAGAAGUUAGAGGGUUCAUCUUCUCUAGAAUUCUGGAACGCAAACCUGAACUAACCUCUGAAAUAAUGGCUUUUAGGGAUUAUCUUCUGUCAUCGACAAUAUCUGAUACACUUGAUGUUUGGGAAUUAAAGGAUUUAGGGCACCAAACUGCACAAAGGAUUGUUCAUGCCUCUGAUCCUUUGCAGUCAAUGCAAGAAAUCAAUCAAAAUUUCCCUAGUGUUGUAUCUUCUCUAUCCCGUAUGAAGCUGAAUGAUUCAAUCAAGGAUGAAAUAAUUGCAAACCAGCGAAUGAUGCCUCCUGGCAAGUCCUUAAUGGCUUUGAAUGGCGCUUUAAUCAACGUUGAAGAAAUUGACCUUUACAUGUUGGUUGACAUGGUUCAUCAGGAGUUAUCUCUGUCUGAUCAAUAUUUGAGGUUGAAGAUUCCUCCAAGCGCUAUACGGAAGCUCCUAUCAACUUUACCUUCUUCUGAGUCUGACACAUUUCGUGUUGAUUUCCGUUCAACUCAUGUUCAUUACCUUAACAACUUGGAGGAAGAUGCCAUGUACAAGCGAUGGCGGACCAAUAUCAAUGAGAUUUUGAUGCCUGUCUUUCCUGGACAGCUACGCUACAUUCGUAAGAAUUUGUACCAUGCAGUUUUUGUUUUGGAUCCUGGAUACGCUUGUGGUCUUGAGUCCAUUGACAUGAUUAUUUCUUUGUAUGAGAAUAAUCUUCCCAUGAGAUUUGGGGUGAUACUGUUCUCUACCAAGUUCAUCAAUACAAUUGAAAAGAACGGUGGGGAAAUUCCUUCGGCUGGUAUUGAAAAUGCUAAUCGCGUUGGGGAAGAUGUCUCCAGUUUGAUUAUACGACUUUUUAUUUAUAUUAAGGAACAUCAUGGGAAUCAAAUGGCUUUCCAGUUUUUGAGCAAUAUAAAUAGAUUGCGGAUUGAAUCGGCAGAUCCUGUGGAAGAUGCUCCUGAAAUGCACCACGUGGAAGGGGCAUUUGUUGAGACAUUAUUACCAAAGGCUAAAUCUCCACCCCAAGAUACUUUACUAAGACUGGAAAAGGAGCAGAUUUUCAAUGAGCUAUCUCAGGAAAGCUCCAUGUUUGUUUUUAAGCUGGGUUUAGCUAAACUUCAAUGCUGUCUCUUGAUGAAUGGACUUGUCUUGGAUGCUAAUGAGGAUGCUCUUAUGAAUGCAAUGACCGAUGAGCUUCAAAGAAUCCAGGAACAAGUUUACUAUGGUCAUAUAAAUUCUCAGACUGAUGCACUGGACAAAUUUCUCUCUGAAAGUGGGAUUCCUCGGUACAACCCACAGAUUAUUGCGGAAGGCAAGGUGAAACCAAAAUUUAUCUCUCUGUCUACAGAAAUUCUUGAGAAGGAUUCUGUGCUAAAUGCUAUUAGUUACUUGCACUCUCCUGAAACUGUAGAUGAUGUGAAGCCCGUGACCCAUCUUCUUGCAAUUGAUGUCACAUCAAAGAAGGGGAUCAAGUUGUUCCAUGAAGGAAUUCGAUAUAUGAUAGAAGGUUCUAGAAGUGCACGCUUAGGCAUGCUAUUUAACGCCAAGCAAGAUGCAGAUCUUCCUGCUCUCCUAUUUACUAAGGCUUCUGAAUUGGCUGCAUCAUCAUAUAGUCAUAAGAAAAAGGUGUUGCAUUUUUUGGAUCAACUAGUCCCGCUUUAUGAGAAUGAAUUUAUGUCUGCAUCUCCAGUAGUUGAAGGAAGCAUUCAAUCAUUUAUUGAUAAGAUCUCUGAUCUAGCCGGUGCAAAUGGCUUACCAUCUAAGGGAUUUAAAGAAGUUUUGUCCGAAUUGUCAAUUGAAAAUUUGAGAGGCUAUCUGAAUGAGGUGGCAAAAUUUUUAUACAGGCAACUUGGACUUGAAUCUGGGGUUAAUGCUAUCAUUACGAAUGGAAGGGUGAUCCACCCUGGUGACAAUAUGUUUUUGAGUCAUGAUCUACGUCUUCUAGAAACAGUGGAGUUUAAGCACAGAAUAAAGCACAUUGUUGAAAUUAUUGAAGAAGUGAAGUGGGAGGACAUGGAUCCUGAUUUGCUGACAAGCAAAUUUAUCAGUGAUAUAAUUAUGUUUGUCUCAUCUUCAAUUGCUCUGCUGGAUCGAAGUGCUGAAAGUGCUCGUUUUGAGAUUUUGAAUGCAAAAUAUAGUGCUGUUGUUUUGAACAAUGAAAGUAGUACCAUCCACAUUGAUGCCGUGAUUGAUCCUUUAAGUCCUUCUGGUCAAAAGUUGUCUUCACUUCUUCGAGUUCUGUGGAAAAUGGUUCAGCCAAGCAUGAGGAUUGUACUGAAUCCACUGAGUUCCCUGGUUGACCUUCCUUUAAAGAACUACUACAGAUACAUAGUGCCAACAAUGGAUGAUUUCAGCAGCACAGAUUAUACAGUGAAUGGCCCCAAAGCCUUUUUUGCCAAUAUGCCAUUGUCCAAAACCCUCACUAUGAAUCUUGACGUUCCUGAACCGUGGCUUGUUGAGCCUGUUAUUGCCGUCCAUGACCUCGAUAAUAUAUUGCUUGAAAACCUUGGCAACCAAAGGACACUGCAAGCAGUGUUUGAACUUGAAGCUCUUGUUCUUACUGGUCAUUGUUCAGAGAAAGAUCGUGAACCUCCCCAAGGCCUUCAGCUUAUCCUUGGAAGUAAGAGUAGACCACACAUGGUUGAUACCAUUGUGAUGGCCAAUUUGGGAUAUUGGCAAAUGAAAGUUUCUCCUGGGGUUUGGUACCUGCAGCUUGCUCCAGGUCGAAGUUCUGAGCUUUAUGCUUUGAAAGAAGAUGGUGAGGGAAGUAAAGACAUUCCUUUGUCGAAACAUAUCACUAUCAAUGAUUUGCGGGGCAAAGUGGUUCACCUGGAAGUAGUGAAGAAGAAGGGAAAGGAGCGUGAGAAAUUGCUGGUUUCUUCUGAUGAUGGCAUCCAUUCACAAGAGAAGAAAAAAGGAAACCAGAACAGUUGGAACUCUAAUUUCUUAAAAUGGGCUUCUGGUUUUAUUGGUGGCAGUGAGCAGCAUAAGAAGAGUCAAAGCACUUCAGUGGAGCACGGAACUGGGGUGCGACAUGGGAAGACAAUUAAUAUAUUUUCCAUAGCGUCUGGGCACUUAUAUGAACGCUUUUUGAAGAUCAUGAUCCUAAGUGUUCUGAAGAACACUCAUCGACCAGUAAAGUUCUGGUUUAUAAAGAACUACCUUUCUCCACAAUUCAAGGAUGUGAUUCCGCAUAUGGCGAGAGACUAUGGUUUUGAGUAUGAAUUAAUUACCUAUAAAUGGCCUACCUGGUUGCAUAAACAGAAAGAAAAACAGCGAAUCAUCUGGGCGUAUAAAAUCCUAUUUCUUGAUGUUAUUUUUCCACUUUCCUUGGAGAAGGUUAUAUUUGUUGAUGCUGAUCAGGUUGUCCGGGCUGACAUGGGAGAACUCUAUGACAUGGAUAUAAAAGGAAGACCUCUUGCUUAUACUCCUUUCUGUGACAACAAUAAGGACAUGGAUGGCUAUCGAUUUUGGAGACAAGGUUUCUGGAAGGAACAUUUACGAGGGAGACCAUAUCACAUAAGUGCUCUAUACGUAGUGGAUUUGGUCAAAUUCCGAGGAACUGCUGCAGGAGAUAAUUUAAGAGUAUUCUACGAAAACCUUAGCAAGGAUCCAAACAGUCUUUCCAAUCUGGAUCAGGAUCUUCCAAACUAUGCUCAGCAUGCGGUACACAUCUUUUCGCUCCCCCAGGAAUGGCUAUGGUGUGAAUCUUGGUGUGGUAAUGCCACAAAACCCAAGGCGAAAACCAUAGAUCUGUGUAACAAUCCCAUGACAAAGGAACCAAAGCUGCAGGGUGCUAGAAGAAUUAUUUCAGAGUGGACAGAGCUGGAUAAUGAAGCAAGACGGUUCACUGCGAAAAUCCUAGGUGAAGAUAUUGAUCCAAAGGAGCAAGUGGCAUCUCCAAGUGAAGCACAAACAUCAGUCCCCAACCCCCCUGAUGAAGACCUUGAAUCCAGGUCAGAGUUGUGAACGUGAUCUCGCGUGAGGGCGCGAUUCUGCUAUCGAAGAUCUGAACAUUUUUGGUCCAGAAUGAGGGGAACAAAUGCAUGGACCAUGAAGACGACCUCAUAGAGACUGCAGAAUGACAACGUUGUUUGAAGCCAAUCUCUCCAUGCAGAUAUAAAUUCACGAGGCAUAACCUCAUUAUUCGAAACAGGACUCGGCAACCAAAUUUUGCCUAUGGUGUGACACCCUCCCUUGUAUUUUUGCAGUUAGAAGGGUGAAGAACGAAUGUAUGGAACUUGAUAGUACAUGGCAGCAACUGACAUAAUUGGAAGUCUUCCAAUUACAAAGACUCUUUUGGAGAUUGUAGACUAUCUGCAUAUGACAUUCAAGAUAGUAAAUUAUUA
Diospyros lotus (date-plum) is the source of this 5467-nucleotide messenger RNA. Its product is annotated as UDP-glucose:glycoprotein glucosyltransferase. The transcript is spliced from 37 exons. The record is from RefSeq and is a predicted model, not a curated record. The coding region runs from base 162 to 5087 and encodes 1641 amino acids. Gene Ontology annotation, cellular component: endoplasmic reticulum. Gene Ontology annotation, molecular function: UDP-glucose:glycoprotein glucosyltransferase activity. Lineage: Eukaryota; Viridiplantae; Streptophyta; Magnoliopsida; Ericales; Ebenaceae.